AUGGAAAAUCUAGAAUCAUUAGAAUCAAACAACCAAUACUUAUCAAUAGACAAUAAUCAGGAAAAAGUAUUCGAAACAUGCUUAGAUCUUGCAAAAAAGGCUCGGCAACAAUGCCAUCAGCUCUUACAGUCUUAUCCAAUUGAUUCUAAAGCAAAAACACACUUAAUGACGUUGAUAACACGACUUCGUGCAGCAAAUAGAGCAGCAUACCUUGAAGCACGCACUUCAAAACAAGAAACUCAACGUUCUCGUCAAUCAUUGGAUCAGAAAUAUGUGCAACUUCAAAAUCUUUAUUAUGAACAACAACAUAUUUUAACAACAAUUAAAGCAUGCGAAACAUUUCCUACAACGUAUGAUUCGCUUUCUAUGAUUUCAGAAGAAGAGUUUCUUGCACUUCAUCCUAAUCUUAAUAACGCUACAGAUCAACAUAUUCUGAUGCUUGCUCGUCUUUCCUACGAAAAAAAGGAGAGGGAAAAUCUCGAAAAAAUUAGACGGGAUCUUCUUAAACAGAAAUCUGAGUUAAUAUCUCAAAACAAAACUCACAAAGAAGAGCUCGAAGCGUUAGACUCUCAAUUAAAAAAUUUCAUACGGAAUGCUGAACCUUUACAAGAAUUUAUGAAAAAAUACUAG
Molecule: messenger RNA, 630 nt
Organism: Pneumocystis murina B123
Lineage: Eukaryota; Fungi; Ascomycota; Pneumocystomycetes; Pneumocystales; Pneumocystaceae
Exons: 3
Coding region: 1-630 (209 amino acids)
Biological process (GO): mRNA export from nucleus; positive regulation of DNA-templated transcription, elongation
Cellular component (GO): THO complex part of transcription export complex
Molecular function (GO): mRNA binding
Source: RefSeq, a predicted model, not a curated record